Messenger RNA from Strongyloides ratti, 615 nucleotides. RefSeq lists its product as hypothetical. Bases 1 to 615 code for a protein of 204 amino acids. The transcript has 2 exons. The record is from RefSeq and is a predicted model, not a curated record. NCBI's taxonomy places the organism in Eukaryota, Metazoa, Nematoda, Chromadorea, Rhabditida, Strongyloididae.
AUGCUUGUAUUUAUUAAUGCCUUCUUUUAUACUUCAAUUUGUUUAUUCAAUCAAAAUUAUGAAAAUAAUUUAGUAUCGAAUGAUAUAACAGGUACCAUGAACUGUAGUAUUCCAAAUUUUGAAAUAGCCCCUGAAAUUAAGGAUGAAUCUUUUAGUUGUUACAAUAUUAAAGAAAAUUUAAAAAAUUUAAGUUGUACCUCAAAGACAAAAAAUGCUAAAUGUACCUUUAAAAAUGUUACUUCAUUACCAAAUUGUUCAAAUCUUCAAAAAAAUUGUGUUAGCCUUAUAUUUGAUUGUAAAAUAUUAAAAAAUAAAAAAGAUUCAAUUGAAACUUCUAAAGUAAUAAAAACAAAUAUCAUAAAUAAAUAUGAAAAAUCAAAAUUUUCUUAUAAUGCAAUAAAAUAUUCACGAGAUAUAACUAUUAGAAAAAUGAUAGAAAAAGAAAGGUUAUUUUUAAAGUUUGGACAUUUAAAAACUCCAAUAUCAGAAUCUAAUUUUGAAACCAUAGGAAUAUUUUGUACAAUUAUUAGUAUAUUUUCGUUUCUAUUUUUAAUUUAUAUUAUAGUUAUAAUUCUACUGAAAUGGGAAGAAGAAAAAUUAGAAUCUUUUUGUUAA